CACUCACCCACCUCUAGUGAUUAUUGUUUACAUUGCAAAAACAAAAAAAAACAUGAGAUCCGAACCGAAUCGAUCCGGAUUCAGCUGAAACGGACAUCACAACUUUCCAGGAGGGGGACAGAUUGCUUUCUUCACCCCGCAGCGACGACGACGACAAGGAGGAGGAGGAAGACGACGACGACUAGAGCCCAACUUUGUUUUCAUCGCCUGGACCGAAAAGCAUCCCCAGCACAGGCGAGGAGAACCGAGGGGUUAACUGACGCCAGCUUUAAAGACAUCAAUUGUACCUGGUGGAGGAAAAAAGUCGGAGGGUCGCCAUUGUGUGGAGGGGAAAGAGGCUACUCGAUAUCGCAACAUGAUGGUGCUCGGAGACGGGGAUGUGAAGGGGAUCCCCGCCUAAAGAGCACUAACAGGCGGGUUUGGGAUACCCUCAUCUACCGAGGCCUCCGAGGGGGAAUCUUCCAACGUCUACUUGAGGUCACCGCGCGCCACCCUCCCCGACAACCAUCACGCGAGGCCCGAGGCUGUGGAUGCGGCCUACCCCGGUCGGUAGGGACUGACGAGCACCGGGGAAACAACGGGGUACACUGUCCGGAUUAUAAACAGCAACGACAGGCGCGGGGAACAAGCACCAUGAUGGAAGAACUGCACAGCCUGGACCCUCGGCGGCAGGAGCUGCUGGAGGCUCGCUUCACCGGGGUCGGCGUGGCCAAGGGCUCAGGCCAAAAUCAGAAUGAGUCGUCCAACCAGAGUCUAUGUAGUGUCGGCUCUCUCAGUGACAAAGAACUAGAGACUCCGGAGAAAAAGGCCAAUGACCAGAGAGCCCGAAAACGGAAAGCGGACCACUUUGAUGGCAGCCAAGGAAAAGCAGGAACAAGGGGACAUAAAAUUAGCGACUAUUUUGAGUUUGCGGGAGGUAGCGGCCCUGGUACCAGCCCUGCAAGGGGGAUCCCACCGGUGGUCCGCUCUUCCCCUCAACACUCGCUCUCCAACCCUCCUGUCACGGUGCAGCAGGGUAGCCCCUCGUCGGUGGGCUCGGCCAACACGGAGCUAUCAUUGUGCUCUCUGAAGCCCGCCUCACUUCACUUGCUCCACAAAGCCACACAGUCUGACCUUACCAUAGAGAAACUAACCGCAUUGGAGAACAACAAGAACUCCGACCUGGAGAAGAAGGAGGGACGAAUAGACGAUUUGUUGCGGGCUAACUGCGACCUGAGGAGGCAGAUUGACGAGCAGCAGAGGAUGCUGGAGCGCUACAAGGAGCGCUUGAAUAAGUGCGUGACCAUGUCCAAGAAGCUCCUCAUUGAAAAAUCCAAACAGGAGAAAAUGGCGUGUCGUGACAAAAGCAUGCAGGAUCGGCUACGGCUGGGCCACUUCACCACAGUCAGACAUGGAGCCUCUUUCACCGAGCAGUGGACGGACGGCUACGCCUUCCAAAACCUCAUCAAGCAACAAGAGCGGAUCAACUCGCAGCGAGAAGACAUUGAGAGGCAGCGCAAACUGCUAGCCAAGCGCAAGCCGCCCUCCAUGGCCCAGACGCCGCCUCCGAGCCUGGAACAAAACAAGCGGAAAAGCAAAGCAAACGGGACAGAGAGUGAAGCGUUAUCGCAGGCGGAGUACCACGAGCAGGAGGAAAUAUUCAAGCUGAGACUGGGCCAUCUAAAGAAGGAGGAGGCUGAGAUCCAGGCAGAGCUGGAGAGGUUGGAGCGAGUCCGAAACCUGCACAUUCGCGAGCUGAAAAGAAUCCACAACGAGGAUAAUUCCCAAUUCAAAGAUCACCCGACGCUAAACGACCGAUACCUGCUUCUCCAUUUACUCGGACGUGGAGGUUUUAGUGAAGUUUACAAGGCCUUUGAUUUAACAGAGCAAAGGUAUGUGGCGGUCAAAAUCCACCAGCUUAACAAAAACUGGAGGGAUGAGAAGAAGGAAAACUACCACAAACACGCAUGCAGAGAAUAUAGAAUCCACAAAGAGCUGGACCACCCGCGAAUAGUUAAACUCUACGACUACUUCUCGCUUGACACAGACUCGUUCUGCACGGUCCUGGAGUACUGCGAGGGCAACGACUUGGACUUCUACUUGAAGCAGCACAAACUGAUGUCCGAGAAGGAAGGGCGCUCCAUCAUUAUGCAGAUAGUCAACGCCCUGAAGUACCUCAACGAGAUCAGACCGCCUAUCAUCCACUACGACCUUAAACCUGGUAACAUCCUACUGGUGAACGGCACGGCGUGCGGGGAGAUCAAGAUCACAGAUUUCGGCCUGUCCAAGAUCAUGGAUGAUGACAGCUACAACUCUGUGGACGGCAUGGAGCUGACGUCUCAGGGAGCCGGCACGUACUGGUACCUGCCGCCAGAGUGUUUCGUCGUCGGAAAAGAACCACCCAAAAUCUCCAAUAAGGUGGAUGUGUGGUCCGUCGGGGUCAUUUUCUACCAGUGCUUGUACGGCCGCAAGCCUUUCGGCCAUAACCAGUCUCAGCAGGACAUCCUGCAGGAGAACACCAUCCUGAAGGCCACAGACGUACAGUUCCCGCCCAAACCGGUCGUCACACCUGAAGCCAAGGCAUUCAUACGACGCUGUUUAGUCUACCGAAAGGAGGACCGCAUUGACGUUCAUCAGCUGUCCAACGACCCCUUCCUCAUGCCACACUUCCGCAAGUCGGUGGCCUCCUCGGGCAGCUCGGCCAUGGCCGUAGCCUCCACGUCCAGCUCCUCCAACAGCAGCGCCUCCAAUUGAGCCUACCACAGACCAGACUUGAUAGCGGGAAUGGCAUUGUGGGGGUGGAGCUUUAUUUUCCCCCCCACCUCACCUACCUUCCGCCUCCCUCCUAAUCGCAUCCCAUCUUGCCACGAGGGAAGUAUUGAAUGGAGAAGCAAAAGGGGGUGAGGAGAUUGGGAAAAGAUGUCCUCACCCCUACAGCUUACAUGUCUACUGGGGAGGUGUUGGUGUGGGUGGGGGGUCAAGCCCAGCCCAGGAUGACUCACAGUGAAAAGCAAGGUGGGCUUCAGCGUUCGUUUUUUUUCCUUCUGCUUAAAAAAAAAGAAAAGAAAUAAGAAGCGUAGAAGUGCUUCAGCUUGGCCCAAUGGACAAGACUGCUGUUGAGGUGAUGCGGGGGCAUUUGUGGCCCCCGCUGUCGCUCGCAAACCCACGCAUGAGUCCUUCUGGUGGACGUCGUUCACCUUCACGCUCAAACAGCAAGGCCUGUUUUAUUGCAUUACAGCCCCAAAUACCAGUGUCCCCACCUCAUAAAACACACACGCCCCUUCCUCCCCGUCAGCCCCUUGACCAAAGCUUUUAACUCAACCAGGUGGUGGCGCCGUUGCACCUCAGUUCUCUGAAGAAUGCUUCUGUAGGUUGUCAUGGAUUGGAAGCUACUGAAGAACGCCCCCCCCUCCCAAUUGCCGCCUCCUUCAUUUUUCAGGAAUUAACCAUUUUUAUGGAGAAAACUUGUUUUUUUUUUUUUUGUCAAGUUGCCUUUAAUUAGAACUCUUGCUUGUUUUUAUUGACCCGCCCUCCUCCCUGCCAUAAAACAUAUUUAUUUAGCUAUGUUUGAAUUCAUUUUUGGCCAUUUUAAGAAGAAAAAAAGCAAGGGACUGAUUUACCAUCUAGUACUUUUUGGGGGGGAGAAUUGGGCCUUAGCAGACCGUUACAUAAACCAUUAAAAAACUAUUGUUUCAAAGAUGUGCUUGUUCUAGUUUCAUGCCCUGGCCUUUUAUCGUUCAUGUCUCUUAACUUUAUUUAGGAGAGACCCUGACAGUGCUCCACACAUGACGUGUGCAUGUUUUAUUCAAGUUGCUACUCAUUCCAGGUAUUUUUCAACAUGGACAAAUACUGUAAUGACUUCAUUUGGGGCACCUUCACAAAUAUAAGAAGCAUUAUAUGUUUACUGUGGUUAUUUUGAGCAGAUUAGAAGUGCUUUUUAUAGGGUUUUUUUUUUUCCCCAAAAGUGUGGCACAGCGAGGCUUCCCUCAAAAAAAUAAUACAGUUGGACUGGACCUGCUCUGCAAAAUAUAAUUUUUUCGAGCACAUUUUGUAGCGUUUAUUAGUUCAUGCCAGACUACUAUUUACUCCCAGCUUCAGCUCAGUGAAAACCAGUGCAUUUGAUCUUAAAAUACAGUUUUCUAUAUUUCUCAAGCUGCUGCGCCUCCUCCCUUCUGGCUUCUGGGUUGUCUCUGA
Molecule: messenger RNA, 4173 nt
Organism: Dunckerocampus dactyliophorus (ringed pipefish)
Lineage: Eukaryota; Metazoa; Chordata; Actinopteri; Syngnathiformes; Syngnathidae
Gene: tlk2
Product: tousled-like kinase 2
Exons: 21
Coding region: 634-2733 (699 amino acids)
Biological process (GO): intracellular signal transduction; chromosome segregation; peptidyl-serine phosphorylation
Cellular component (GO): nucleus
Molecular function (GO): ATP binding; protein serine/threonine kinase activity
Source: RefSeq, a predicted model, not a curated record